CCACCACGCCGAUGAGAGGUGGUUCAGCCUCUCAUCCGUGGGAUCUUGGGCAAAUCCAUUGGCCUCUCUGAGCCUCCGUGUCCCCAUCUGUAACAUGGGAAUAAUAAGACCUCGUGCAGUAUGUGCAACCCUGAGCGGGGGUUGGUGGAGGGAGGGCACCCCAAUGCACAAGAUAUCCCCAGUUCCCGCAGUCAGAACGAGUAGCCAGCAUUUUUUUUUUUUUAAUGCCCACUGAGUACCAGGUAAUCAGGCAAAGCAGUUUCCAUGGGUCCGUUCUCUCACAGCCACCUCUCAGGGAUGCUGUGCAAAUGUUACACCUGUAAACCCAACUUUACAGAUGUUCACACAAGCUCAGAGGUAUGUGCCAUGCUCAGAGUCUCAGCGCCUGGAUGCAAACCCACGUGUGCCGGAUUCCACAGGUGGGGUUCAGUCUGACUCGGGUUCAAUCUGGCAGCAUUCGAUCCUACUCAACCCCGAACCCCCACAGCUGUCCUCUCCGGAAAAACAGUAGCAACUUCCUGGUCCUCUUCCUCAUCAACACCAAGGAUCUGCGGGUCCAGGUGCGGAGGUAUGGGGACCAGAAGAAGCUGUUCAUCUCUCCUGGGCUCCUCCCCGAAGUGCCCUCUGAACCAGGGCCCCCGAAACCAGAGCUCACAGUCACCCCUAAAGUGGGCAGCGGGACCAUCACUGUGCUCAGCAAGGCCCAGUCAAAACCCACAGUGUCCCAGGGAGACCAGCAGGGCCUCAGUGGGAAGGACAGCGAACUGGUCCUGGGGCUUGGGCAUCUCAACAAUUCCUACAACUUCAGUUUCCACGUGGUGAUCGGCUCUCGGGCCGAGGAAGGCCAGUACAACCUCAACUUCCACAACUGCUACAACUCGGAGCCGGGCCAGGAGCAGCCGUUCGACCUCACGGUCAUGAUUCGGGAGAAGAACCCGGAGGGCUUCCUGUCGGCGGCGGAAAUCCCCCUGUUCAAGCUGUACCUGGUCAUGUCUGCCUGCUUCCUGGCAGCCGGCGUCUUCUGGGUGUCCGUCCUCUACAGGAACACGUACAACGUCUUCAAGAUCCACUGGCUCAUGGCGGCCCUCGCUUUCACCAAGAGCAUCUCCCUCCUUUUCCACAGUAUCAACUACUACUUCAUCAACAGCCAGGGCCACCCCAUCGAAGGCCUCGCUAUCAUGCACUACAUCACACACCUGCUGAAGGGCGCUCUCCUCUUCAUCACCAUCGCCUUGAUCGGCUCCGGCUGGGCCUUCGUCAAGUACGUCCUGUCAGACAAGGAGAAGAAGAUCUUUGGGAUCGUGAUUCCACUGCAGGUCCUGGCCAACGUGGCCUACAUUGUCAUCGAGUCCCGCGAGGAGGGCACCAGUGAUUAUAGGCUCUGGAAGGAGAUCCUUUUCCUGGUGGAUCUCAUCUGCUGUGGCACCAUCCUCUUCCCUGUGGUCUGGUCCAUCCGGCAUCUCCAGGACGCAUCUGGCACCGAUGGAAAGGUGGCGGUGAACCUGGCCAAGCUGAAGCUGUUUCGGCAUUACUACAUCAUGGUCAUCUGUUACGUCUACUUCACGCGGAUCAUCGCCAUCCUGCUGCAGGUGGCUGUGCCCUUCCAGUGGCAGUGGCUGUACCAGCUCUUGGUAGAGGGCUCCACUCUAGCCUUCUUCGUGCUUACCGGCUACAAGUUCCAGCCUGCAGGCAACAACCCUUACCUACAGCUGCCCCAGGAGGAUGAGGAGGACAUGCAGAUGGAGCAGAUAAUGACCGAUUCUGGGUUCCGGGAAGGCCUGUCCAAGGUCAACAAAACAGCCAGCGGGCGGGAACUUUUGUGAUCCUCCCCUGUGUCUGGGACCGUCCUGCUUCCCCCACCUCCCGCCUCCGCCCUCUGCGUACACGUUCCUCACUCUAGCUCUGCUCCCAAAGCACACAUAUGUGUUGGGGUGGAGAGUGGGGGGGGGUGUGGCGGGGGAGGAAGGUGCCUGGGUGAGAGACUUGAGUUCCAGGAGCCCAUUUGGAAGAGAGCCCCUUCUUCCCCCAAGAUUUGGGCAGCCCUGUCCCUGCCCCUGAGCCACCCGCCACUUGCAGCUGUACAAUAAUGACCAAUCUGUUUUGCUACCCUG
Nyctereutes procyonoides (raccoon dog) is the source of this 2111-nucleotide messenger RNA. It is a transcript of the gene GPR108, whose product is annotated as G protein-coupled receptor 108. Gene Ontology annotation, biological process: transport. The transcript is spliced from 17 exons. Gene Ontology annotation, cellular component: membrane; Golgi apparatus. NCBI's taxonomy places the organism in Eukaryota, Metazoa, Chordata, Mammalia, Carnivora, Canidae. The coding region runs from base 360 to 1823 and encodes 487 amino acids. The record is from RefSeq and is a predicted model, not a curated record.